Molecule: messenger RNA, 1401 nt
Organism: Naegleria fowleri
Lineage: Eukaryota; Heterolobosea; Eutetramitea; Acrasida; Naegleriidae
Exons: 1
Coding region: 1-1401 (466 amino acids)
Molecular function (GO): phosphatase activity
Source: RefSeq, a predicted model, not a curated record
AUGAGACGAUCUCCUUCUAUUACUGUUAGCCUUUCAACUUCACCUGGAAAUUCGGGUGUGCUGAGUUCAUCAUUAGGAAAACAUCAUCAUUUAUCAUCAAAUGAUAACAAACCAAUUACCAGCUCUUUAUCAACAACACCAAGUGAUUCCGAAAUAUUUCUGAUGAUCAAUAACGAACAGGCCAGAACCGCUAAUUCUAAUCCAACAAAUAAUACUACAACAUCUAACGAUAUCAAUGGUAGCAAUAAUGGACAUUCUUCUUAUCAGCAAUCGUUUAUUCAACUUUCAAAUCAAUUACAUCCCCCAUUCCGAUUUAGAUGUAUUGCUCCACAGAUUUUUGUGGGCGCUUAUCCCACCUUGAGAAAUUUAAGAUAUUUGAAAAGGUUGAAAUUGAAAACAAUACUUUCUUUAAUUCCAGAAAAACCAAUUACGGAUCUUCGAGAAUUUUGUGACUAUGAAAAAAUUAUGAUUUAUCAUUUUCAAACUCCAAAAUACAAAGAACAAGUAUCUCUUUCAUUCAGUGAGGUUUCCACAAUUAUUGAGAUGUUUUUAAACUCAAAGUAUCAUCCUAUUUAUUGCCAUUGCUUGGACGGAACACAAGUUUCUAGUGUCUUAGUGAUGUGCUUUCGCAAAUUACAAAAUUGGAGUAAGACAGCAAUGAAGAAUGAACUCUCUCGUUAUACAUCAGAGCUUAGUGACGAAGAUUUUGACUUUGUAAAACAAUGGAAAGGACCUGUAAAAAUAGAUAAGCGAUACAUUCCAGAUUGGAUCAAGUCAUCUUCAGCUAUUGCACAACUAUUGGUGACCCAUGAAAAGAAAAAGAAAAAACAACCAAAAUCUAUCCAAUCUCAAGAAGAUAGCGAAGAUAAUCAAUAUGUCCUAAAGCAUGUCUCUGGUAUCAAGAUAAUUGUGGAAGGCUACGAAGAAAAUAAUCCAUCUAUUGUAGAUUCAGCAAGCAGUCAAUCUCCGUCACAUACUACAAUUAGUGUGAGCUCUAAAGGCUUCAAAAACACGAAACGAAUUGGAACACCAACCAUAGAUUUAACAAAAAUCAAGCCAAAAACAACAAAAGGACGGGAGCACACUAAAAGCACUGAAAGCUUGUCUCCCAAUGAAGAUUUAGACCAAUUCAAAGACGAAAAAUUUCCUUCUUUUGUGGAAACACAAUCUACUGCAAAGAAGGAAAAGCCAUCGCUUUGCAUUAGAGGUUUAGAUUUAGGAUAUUUGUCUGAAAAACAACGACAGCAAAUGAUCAUUUGGAAAAAUAAGAAGAUCACGUUUCGAGACAUAUUGCUUCCUCCAGACGUGGAAGAAUUUUUGGAUGACAUGGAAGAUCCUUUUAUUCACGAUGAGUAUUUAUCUUUUUUGGCCAUGGAUUCCGCAAAUUCAUCCAAUAAAUAA